AUGCAGUUAGCCUACAAAGCAUUUCUUAGAUGGACUUCCGAUCAAAUGAACAAGGAUAACGCGCUCGACUCAAUGCAGGAAGGACGAUUUCGGGAUGGUGAAAAUGAUUUGUGGAUGAGAACUAGAUAUUAUGCUCCUCCACCAAAAGGGUAUAACGUGGCUGGGGUCUGA
Molecule: messenger RNA, 171 nt
Organism: Sclerotinia sclerotiorum 1980 UF-70
Lineage: Eukaryota; Fungi; Ascomycota; Leotiomycetes; Helotiales; Sclerotiniaceae
Exons: 1
Coding region: 1-171 (56 amino acids)
Source: RefSeq, a predicted model, not a curated record